This is a messenger RNA of Aspergillus ibericus CBS 121593, 1834 nucleotides long. Its product is annotated as FAS1 domain-containing protein. Bases 51 to 1727 code for a protein of 558 amino acids. The transcript has a single exon. NCBI's taxonomy places the organism in Eukaryota, Fungi, Ascomycota, Eurotiomycetes, Eurotiales, Aspergillaceae. Gene Ontology annotation, cellular component: fungal-type vacuole membrane. The record is from RefSeq and is a predicted model, not a curated record. Gene Ontology annotation, biological process: macroautophagy.
AUCCAGUACAUGUCCAUAUCUGCACAUAAUUUGUAUAGUGGCACGUCAACAUGAAGCUCCCACUCUGGCCCCUCGUGGCCCUCCCUCUCUCCUCCGCCUUCCAUCUCCCCCAAACACCUCUGCAAGAUGUCACCGACGUCGAUGUCGAUCUGGAGCUGGACCUCCUCGACAUCGACAGUCUAACCACCUCGCUGGCCGGUGCCCUGCACAGCUCCACGACCGACACCUGGGCCACCUACCUCGACGACCUUCUCACACGCGACGACAACCCGGAGAACCUGCCUCAGGAAUUGUCCCAGCUGCCCCCGCCAUUCCGCCAUCCGUCCCCGCCGCCCUUCCACCGCCACCCGCCCUCCAACAAGAGUCUCUACGAUCUGAUCCUCUCAGACCCAGACACCACCAUCCUCGCCAAAUUCAUCAGCCACGACCAACACCUCACCGAUCUGCUGAAUGCCACUGCUGCCAAUCUGACCUUUUUCGCUCCCACGGACGACGCCAUUCGCCGAAUCCACCGACACUACCGGCACCACCACCGGCACCACGACAAAGACGACAAUGCCAGCAACAAUGACAAUACCAUUAACAACAACAACAAAGAAAACAAAGACCCCGACAACGACCACAACCACGACCACACCCGCAACCCUCCCAAAUCCUUCAUCCGCUCCAUCCUCCACUACCACACCAUCAACGGCACUUACUCCCCCGCCAAACUCUUCCACACCCACACCCUCCCCACAACCCUAACCUCCGCCGCUCUCACCCCCUCUUCCUCCUCCCACACCCCCCUCCCCCAACGCCUCACCAUCCGCUCCACCUGGAAAGGCCUCACCCUCAACUUCUACGCCCGCAUCACCUCCCUCGACCACCGCGCCUCCAACGGCAACCUCUACCACCUGAAUUCCAUCCUCCUCCCACCCCCACCCUCCCUGACACUCCUUAACCUCGUCCCGUCCGAAUUCAGCACUUUCGUCUUAGCACUCUACAAAACUGGCCUGGAUGAGUGGUUGAACCUCUCCACCCCCUCCACCACCACCACCUCCUCCCUAUUCCUUACACCCCAAAACAACCCCACCAACCCCCCCACCAACACCAAGAACCAAAAGGGGGGAUUGACAUUGCUCAUCCCCACCAACACAGCCUUCAAAACCACAUUCUCCCCCCAAACCCUCGCAUGGCUCUUCAACUCCCCCCGUGGCAUCCACCACCUCAAAGCCCUCCUAGAAUAUCACAUCGUCCCUUCGGAAACCGUCUACUCGGAUACAUUGUAUACGAAAGAGGGGAAGAUUGUCGAGUUCGGGAUGAGGGAUUCGGUCAGGUUGGAGGUGCAGACCCUACUGUCUAAGUGCCAUCAUCAUGGAGAAGGUGGAGGGGGUGGGGAUGAUGGGGAGGGAGAAGGGGAGGGGGAUGAAAAAGAGGAAGUUAUUAUUGAUGUGGGACGGUUCGGGCCGUAUGCGUCGCUGCGGGUUAAUGGGUUCCAGCGUGUUCGGGUGGCGGAUCUUUUGGCGGAGGAGGGGAAUGUGCAUGUGCUGGGACGGGUGUUGAUUCCGCCGAGACGGGUGGGGGGAGAGAUUCUUGAGGAGGGUGCAGAGGAGAUGGGGAUGGGGAUGGGGAUUGAGGAGGUGAAGCGGAGGUUGGAGGGGUUUGUUCAUUUUGAUGGAGAUGGUGAGGAGGAGGCAGGGGAGUGGCUACAGGAUGAGGACUACGGCCAUUGGACUGAACUGUAAAUUGAAUGUGUGAUGUGAUAUUCUGUAAGCAUAAAAGCAACGACCUAUCUAACCAACAUCUUAUCUUCAGUAUAUGCCCGCCGAGCCCACAGCGUACAUCCAGACUG